AUGGUUGGUGGUGUCGGCACGAACGACACUUUCGUUGACAGCGAAACCGCGUUGGCGCUCAGUGUUCUCAAGCAGAUCCCAGCUGAUGAAUCAUCUGUUAUAUCGCCAGUUUCGAUUUCUCUCGCUCUUGCACUUCUUCAUGCUGGGGCCAAUGGGGAAACAAAAGACCAAAUCAACAAAGUACUUGUCAACGGUGGCGACGAUUCUGACUUGAAAAGCAACUAUGGAAAACUCGCGGCAGCUGCUAAAAAUUCCGAAAAUGGCGUGAUUGUGAAUAUUGUAAAUCGCUUGUUCACCGAAGAAUUCGCAAAUAUGAAUGAAAAAGAAAUCGAGUUGAAAUUUUUCGAGGUUUUCAGUGGAAACGUUUCAUUGAAUGCAAAGUUCAUUGAUGACAUCCGUUUGAAUUAUCAAGCUGGCGCACAAGCGGUCAAUUUCGAAGAACGCGAGCAAGCCGCUGCGGCCAUCAACGAUUUCGCCGAUACGACAACCAGUGGAAAAAUCAAGAAGCUUGUGAGCCCUGAUGAUAUGAAAGAUGCUAUUGCCUUCUUGGUCAAUGCCGUUUACUUCCAAGCUGAAUGGUUGGAGAAGUUUGACAAAAACUCAUCAAUGGAGUUGGAGUUUGAAUCUAAUGAGAAUUCCUCAAGGAAAAUUGAGUUCCUGAAUGACUAUGGAGUUGAUCGCGGUUAUGCUGAGAAUGACCUCUUCCAGCUCUUAUCUCUUCCAUAUGCUGACACCUCUUUCAGCUUUGUCAUCUUCCUGCCAAAGGAAAAGUUCGCGUUGAAGGCUGCUCUUGAUACCGACCUUAAGGAAUGUUUGGAAGCUGUCGGCCUCACUAAGGUCUUCUCUGAUGAUGCCAAUUUUUCGAAUAUUGCUAGCAACGCCAAAAUCACUUCGGGAAUCCAUAAAGCAGUCAUCGAGGUCGAUGAAGAUGGUACCACUGCUGCCGCCGCUUCAGCUUUUAAAGCAAGCUUGGAAUGCAUGCAAGAAACAAUCGACUUCACCGCCAAUCAUCCAUUCCUAUUCGCUCUGGUUAAGGAGAAGCACAUUUUCUUCCUCGGAAUCCAUGCUUAA
This is a messenger RNA of Caenorhabditis bovis, 1071 nucleotides long. The record is from the annotation of a GenBank genome assembly. NCBI's taxonomy places the organism in Eukaryota, Metazoa, Nematoda, Chromadorea, Rhabditida, Rhabditidae.